AUGCACCUCACGCCUUGCCUCGUGCUCUCUGUCCUGGGGUUAGCCAGCUUGACACAACGGUCCUGCGCCCAAGAUGCACGCAAACCAAUCCCUUACAAGGUUCAAAAGCCGCCCCUCGACACGCCUUGGACCUACAAGGUCGGAACAGACUCAUGGCCCGAGCACCCCCGCCCGCAGCUUGUCCGCGACGCCUGGCAGAGCCUGAACGGGAUCUGGACGUACCAGCCGGCAGAAGAGAAGAAGGGCGUCAAAUUUCUCCCGGGACGCCCUCUGGAGCGCGAGGUCCUCAUCCCGUCGUGUAUCGAGAGCGGCCUGUCCGGAUUGCAAGAAUUGAACGUCACGCGGAUGUGGUUCGCAACUACAUUUAAGGUCCCUGCACACUGGGAAAGGCAGAUGGUCUUGCUUCACUUUGAAGCGGUAGACUAUGAGGCCAAGGUUUUUGUCAACGGUGAACGUGUUGGCUCCCAUGUCGGAGGAUAUUCUCGCUUUAGUCUUGAUGUCACUCGACAUCUGCGGCCUGAGGGGGCGAACGACUUACUUGUUUACGUUCAUGACCCUACAGACGUGAAACCGCAUGUCAUCCCCGUCGGCAAGCAAUCCAAAAAUCCGCGGCAUAUCUGGUACAGGCCUUGCUCGGGUAUUUGGCAGCAAGUCUGGGUCGAGAGCGUGCCGGUGAACCACAUUACACAACUGGACAUUGAAGCAAACAUGGAUGGCAAAUUGGUGGUCUUUGCCCACAACUCGCAGGCGCAGAUAUCCCCGCAUGUCGAGGUGUCUGUCUACGAUGCCGACGGCAAGCUUGUAGUAAAGGGCUCGGGCCAAUCCAAUAGUCCCUUCGAAGUCCAGGUCAAGAGCCCUCACCUGUGGUCUCCUUCUCACCCGGUGCUCUACCGGCUUUCUCUCACAAUGGGCAGUGACCAAAUUUCUAGCUACACUGGAUUUCGCAGCAUCUCAACAGGUGUGGUCGAUGGAAUCCCCCGACCACUCCUGAAUGGCGAGUUCAUCUUUCAAUUUGGAACCCUGGACCAAGGAUACUGGCCAGAUGGUCUCUACACGCCGCCAAGCCGCGACGCCCUCAUUUAUGACCUGCGCGUGCUCAAAAGCCUCGGAUUUAAUAUGCUGCGCAAGCAUGUAAGCCAUCCCAAGCUGCACCAAAAACAUCGCAGAGCCCCACCUAAAGUUCAUGUCCUGCAGAUCAAAAUUGAACCUGAUUUGUUCUAUCACGCCUGUGACGAAUUGGGACUGAUGGUGGUGCAAGACAUGCCAAGCUUGCCACCAGACGAUGCAGGCACGGGUCAUCCGGAUGCUGCGCAGCAGGAAGAAUACCAACACCAGAUAGAGACGAUUGUUCAGCAACACAAGAAUUUCCCCUCCAUUUUCACAUGGGUCAUCUAUAACGAGGGCUGGGGGCAGCUGCGGUCUCCUCCAUGGCCGGAGGAGAAGCUGGUUGAUAUCAUACGCGGCCUCGACCCAACAAGGCUCAUUAAUGCCGUGAGCGGAUGGUUCGAUCACGGAUUCGGUGAUUUUGCGGACAACCAUCAUUACACAGGCCCCCAGUGUGGCGUACCACCUUACGACACGCGCCGCGUCUCCUUACAGGGCGAGUUCGGCGGCAUCGGACACAAUGUCUCGAUCGAGCAUCUGUGGAACGUCAAGCAGGCCAUAGACGGCAUUGAUGAAACGUACGAAAUUGUGAAGGAUCUCAAGGCGUACAAUCAACGAUCAGGCGACCUGCUUCAUGAGCUCCGGCAGCAGAUUGAGCAGCACGCCUGCAGCGGCGGGGUCUGGACGCAGACGACCGACGUCGAGGGCGAGGUCAACGGGCUGCUGACCUAUGACCGACGCAUUUUACGACCGAACAUAGGGCAGUGGCGGAAAGAUAUCGCGGCUUUGUAUGAGGCUGCGAGGGUAAGGCUUGGAAAGAUGUGA
This is a messenger RNA of Verticillium dahliae VdLs.17, 1929 nucleotides long. Its product is annotated as beta-galactosidase. The coding region runs from base 1 to 1929 and encodes 642 amino acids. Gene Ontology annotation, biological process: carbohydrate metabolic process. Lineage: Eukaryota; Fungi; Ascomycota; Sordariomycetes; Glomerellales; Plectosphaerellaceae. The record is from RefSeq and is a predicted model, not a curated record. Gene Ontology annotation, molecular function: hydrolase activity, hydrolyzing O-glycosyl compounds. The transcript has 6 exons.